Molecule: messenger RNA, 3976 nt
Organism: Dalotia coriaria
Lineage: Eukaryota; Metazoa; Arthropoda; Insecta; Coleoptera; Staphylinidae
Product: myelin regulatory factor
Exons: 8
Coding region: 373-3516 (1047 amino acids)
Biological process (GO): positive regulation of DNA-templated transcription; protein autoprocessing
Cellular component (GO): nucleus; endoplasmic reticulum membrane
Molecular function (GO): DNA-binding transcription factor activity; sequence-specific DNA binding
Source: RefSeq, a predicted model, not a curated record
AGCUGGUCAGAGAGUUACCUAUAUCCCAGCAUUCGACGUAGUCCGCGACUCGGUCAAGUCAAUGAAUUCACACAACGCAUCAAACGCACUUAAGUCACUAGAGUGGACCCGAUCUACCCAACCACCUAACACAUCCGAAUCCCUAAUAAACAUUACACUCGCGUUUAAGUCCGAGUGACGCAAGUGACUUAAGUCCACUUGCAGUGAGGUGCAACAGGUGUUUGAUACGUGGGUGUUUUUUUUUCUCUCGUUUCGUUUCUUUCGAUUGUGAAAAAUGAACGAACUUGGUGACCGCGUCAGCGACGCGCGAUUAUCUCGUCGAUUACUUAAGCUAAGAUGAAAACAAAUGGAAAUCUUUAGCUGGCGAGCAAGAUGGACCCGUUAUCGGCUGAUAUGGCGCUGCAUUCAAUUUUCGGACGCGGGGGUGACUUUGUCGGCGGGAUCGACAACGAAGCCCUUGAUUUCUCGCAGCUGGAGGCGUUCAUCAACAGUGAUAACAAUCCAGCGAGUGGGAAUUACUUCACGGAUUCUCUGAAUAAUCCUCAACAGCAGCAAACGCAACAGACGCUAGCGCAACCUGCCGGGAAGUUAUUGAAUGUCAUCGUUGAGAAUAAACGCACGCCAGGACACUCAUUGCCUGAUUCUCCACCGGAUUCAAGCUCUGAACAUCCCUACAGUCCAUCAGAGACAACAGAUGCUAAUGCAUUACAACAACAACAACAAUCACCGCAGGAUGCGAUCUACACCACGCUGCAACAAGCAAACAUCUACAAACCGCAGAUUUUGAAUCCGAUCAUCAGUGACAAUCUCAUCCUUGGUUCGCAUAUUGUCGUUAGUGAACAUGGGGGCGCUGCUGCCGAGGCAGGCGGUAUGUUAUCACAAGACGCGCAGAUUCUCGUCGGCGAUGAACGAUUACUACUCGCGCAGGACUACGAUAAGAGUCUGAUGCAUUUAGGGUAUGAUAUGAAUUUACAAACGCAUCAGGAGCAACAAGUUGUCCAACAACAACAACAGCAACAGGAUAUAUGCGAGCAAGCCACGGGGCUGGAUGGAAUUGUUUAUACGAAUUUACAGAAUGUACAGAGUGUUUCCAAUGCCAGCGGGCAUACGAAGAAGAAGAGGAAGCAUUCACAAGAGAAUAUCGUCAAGAAUGAACCUGAACAUUGUUCUCCAGGACAGAUGAGUCCACCUUCCAAUGUGAAUACAUCAGUGGAUGAUGAUUACGCCGCUUCGGAGUCUUGUUUAUCCGAUUCGCAGUAUCAGUGUAUCAGAUUCCAACCGUUCCAGCAGCCAUCUUGGCAUGUGCUGUGUGAUCAAAACCUUUCGGAGCUUCCCAACCCGCAUUAUCGCGUCGAUGCUGAUAAGGGAUUCAAUUUCUCCAACUCGGAUGAUGCUUUUGUGUGUCAGAAAAAGAAUCACUUUCAGAUAACUUGUCAUGUGCAACUGGUGGGUGAUGCCCAAUUCGUGAAAACCCCCGAAGGAUUCCAGAAAAUCUCCUCGUUUCACUUGCAUUUCUACGGAGUGAAACACGAUUGCCCCACGCAGACGAUCCGCGUUGAGCAGAGUCAAAGCGACAGAAGCAAGAAACCCUUCCAUCCCGUGCUUUUUGAUCGCAGAGUGGAGCUGUUGAACGCACAAGUCACCAAGGUCACAGUCGGCCGGCUGCAUUUCAGCGAGACCACAUCGAAUAACAUGCGCAAAAAAGGCAAACCCAAUCCGGAACAGCGCUACUUCCAACUUGUAGUCGGUCUACACGCACAUACAACACACGGAAAUUAUCCCAUAGUCUCGCACGCAAGUCAGAAAAUCAUUGUACGAGCCAGUAAUCCCGGCCAGUUCGAAAGCGAUGUGGAACUAUGCUGGCAAAAGGGCCAAACCGCCGAUAGCAUCUACCAUUCAGGUAGAAUCGGCGUGAACACAGACCGCCCGGAUGAAUCACUCGUGAUUCACGGAAAUCUAAAAAUAACCGGGCAUAUUAUCCAGCCGAGUGAUGUCCGCGCAAAGAAAAACAUUGUCGAAUGCGACUCGCAGGAACAACUGCGUAAUGUGCAGAAACUCCGCGUGGUACGAUACGAUUACGAGCCGGGAUUCGCCGCGCAAUUAAACCGUGCCGGGCAUUGCGAUACAGGCGUCAUCGCUCAGGAGGUCGCUAAAGUCAUACCGGAAGCCGUGCGACCCGCCGGGAAUCUCAUCUUGGAAAAUGGCGUCGCUAUCGAGAAUUUUCUAGUCGUGAACAAGGAGCGUAUCUUUAUGGAGAACGUCGGGGCUGUCAAAGAGUUAUGCAAAGUCACCGACAAUUUAGAGACACGGAUUGAUCAACUGGAGAGGAUCAACAAACGUUUAGCCAAGUUUAAACGCACAGAUAGUAUGAAAUCAUCAACGAGUCAAGCAAUAAACGACCGUAGAGCAAAAACAACAUCAUCUUCAUAUCAAGACGAGCAAAUCUGUUCGAAUAAAAUGAUACAGAUUGUUAUUGUUGUUUUGGUCCUGGUGAUGGCGCUGUGUCUCGCCGCCAUUACAACUUUAUACUUUUUGGAAACCUCCAGACAUAAUCAACUCACACAGGCGAGUUUACAAGCGGUGCAGCGGACGUUAACAACACUCAGUCCACCGAAUAAUAAAAAACUACGCACAUGGCAGCCUGUAAUUGAUCUAUCCACGACAAUAGUCUAUAAAAACUCAAUUAAUCCGGUCCUGGAUUAUCCCAAGCCUGGGAAAACACUCGGGAGACCUGCAGAUUGCACGCUGGAAGAUGACAUCAACGCGAGUCCUAGUCCAUGUCCUGUUUACUGUUGCCUACCGUCAAAAUUCGAAAAAUUGGAAAAACUAGACAAGUUGGAUUCAAGUGAGCUAGGCCCGCUUUUUGAUAACAACAGUCAGAAAACUCUGCCGACUAUGCAAACGCAGCACAACUUGAAUAAAAACAAGAGUGAUUUGAUCAACAUUGAUAAGAAUCGUGUCCUCAAGGCGUUUCAUAGUAAUAACAUUGAUAAAACACGCCAGAAGCGCGAUGAUGAGUGGACGGAUCGUGAUAAUGGCUACGACGCCAUUGAUGACUUGCAUUUCACCAUCACGAUGCAAGGGAAAUACUUCAAUGCGACUCUGACGGAGAGUUAUCUCUCGCAGGAGAGCACCACGUACAACUACACUUAUAUCCUGCCUAUCUCGAAGUAUAUGCCGGAUGAUUACAUCACACUGAUUUUUCAGUCAUCACAGGCACAUCUAAAGGAUAUUGAAUAUUGUGUGAAUAGUUUUCGACAGCAUUCAUGCCCGUGGAACAGUUUAAACUUCGAGGAUGCGAAGUUAUUGCGUAAAAUCAAUGAGAAUGUCCCCAGUCAAUUGAUCAACUCGCAGAGCGUGAUGUUUGACGUCGAUUUGAUUGGAUUUCAGUCGAAGUUGAUGACUUAUCGUGCGUCACUCAAGCAGAAUCAGAAUAAGUGUAAGCUGACGCCGACGAAGCUUGGCAUUGAAUUCACCGAAUACAACUUUCUACUUUAUCGACAUUGCGACGAAUAGUUUCUUAUUUAUUCUAUUGACAUGCAAUCGAUCUCAUUUAUUAUCAACAAAAUUUGGAUUUUCAACUCUCUCGCAGAAACAACUCAUGAACAAAUUUAUUUAUUUCUCUAUACCAGUGGCGCACGAAACACGAACAAAAUGAUGGAGGACGUACUUAAUACUAAUUUAUGUAUUAUUAAAUACAUUCAUGUAAUUGAAAUGUUUGUAGGAAUAUCUGUAGGGCGGUAAAUUUGUAAAAUUGUAUCAUACACAUCUCUCUCUUCGCAUUAGUUUAAUAUAGUUUAUCUAUUAGAUCGGUAAUAUUUAAGGUUAAGAGACAAGAGAAAUUCCAAAUGAAAAACAUCACAAACAUAUCUUAAACUUGUUAGCAGUCAACGAGCUGAAUAGAACAAAACAAAAUGAAGAUUAUAAUAUAAUUAAUAAGUAUUGUAAUUAAUGCAAAUAAAUAUGUACCGAGGAA